AUGAAUAUUUUACUUCUCCCAGGCAUUACGUCAACUAUAACUGUCCCUAUGUUGCCUCGUCGUUCGCAUUCAAUUCCAACUUGCACUACUAUUAUUCAGCAGUGUAUCUGCAAGAUAAACGCUCAGACAAAUAACCUAUCUUUUGAUAAUUAUAGUCUUACCCCCACCAUUGUGCGAG
Messenger RNA from Dicrocoelium dendriticum, 178 nucleotides. The record is from the annotation of a GenBank genome assembly. NCBI's taxonomy places the organism in Eukaryota, Metazoa, Platyhelminthes, Trematoda, Plagiorchiida, Dicrocoeliidae.